AUGCUGAAAUGUAUGCCCGAGCGGAGAAGAAGGACAAAAGAAGACGCCAUCGGCUUUAUGUCCGCACUGUGGGUCAGAGACACGAGGUUUGUUGACAGGUCGAAGCCUCGUGUCAUGCGUCCAGGUUGGCUCUGGUUGCCUGUUCUAAUGGCGUCGGUGACAACGGACGCAAUGAACGCCAAACAGGAAUUACUGGCAGAGCUGGGCAACUAA
Protopolystoma xenopodis is the source of this 213-nucleotide messenger RNA. The record is from the annotation of a GenBank genome assembly. Lineage: Eukaryota; Metazoa; Platyhelminthes; Monogenea; Polystomatidea; Polystomatidae.